Bipolaris maydis ATCC 48331 is the source of this 2019-nucleotide messenger RNA. The record is from RefSeq and is a predicted model, not a curated record. NCBI's taxonomy places the organism in Eukaryota, Fungi, Ascomycota, Dothideomycetes, Pleosporales, Pleosporaceae.
AACUCACCUCAACACCACCUGCUCAGCUCCUCGGGCAAUCAGCCGUAUCUUUCACACUCCAUUUCCUUUGCACUGCUAUAAAUUGACAAAAUGAGCGGACGGCGACAAAGAGGAGCGGGUAUCCGUGGGCCACACUCAGCGCUGACAGAUUUCCUGGCCGCAAACAACAUUUCCGCACAAGAGAUUCGUGAUUCGUACCAGCAACGUGUUCGGCAAGCCGAGCAGGACGCAGCGCAAGCCGGUAACAAUGAGGAAGGAUCUGCAAGUGCGGGUGCUGAGGACGAAGAACCUGAAGAAGACCUACAAGCAGAGUCAUCUGCAAUGGCAGCUGAACGUACUCGCAAACGGAAACGCGAUCAAGAUGAAGCUAUAGCGAAGAUCAAGAAGGGAAAAGCGGCCAAAAAGACCGCCAAGAAGAAGAAGAAAGGCCCAGAUGAUGACUCAGAUUUUGAAGAUGUUAUGGACAUGUACAAGAAGGCCAAACCUCUGCCUGGUCAGCUAGAGAAUUGCGAGAUCUGCAAUAAGCGGUUUACCGUCACACCGUACAGUAAAGCUGGUCCAGAGGGCGGUCUUCUUUGCACGCCAUGUGGCAAGGAAAUGGCCAAGGACGCUAAGGCAGAGAAGAAGGCCAACAAGCCUGUUGUGCGCAAGGGUCGAAGAAAGAUUGAGAGUAACCGUCUUGAUGGGUUGACUGUGCGUGGGCCAAAGACAUUGCAGCAACUCUGCAUUGAAAAGCUGGCAAAGCACUCAGAAGAUAUCGAAGAGCUGGGCGAGAUGCCGGAGUCGAUUAUGAAUCGCAUCAGCGAGAUCUUUUCGAAGAAGCGGGCAAUGAACCCUACGACGAUGAAACUCUUCCUGCAGCCUGACAUGGAAAAUGUUGCUAUUCAUGAGGCUGCAUAUCUCGAGACAGAAGAUUACGAUCAGAUAUUUGCAGUGUGUCCGACUGUCAAGCGCCUGUCACUCCGUAACUGCUGUCAGUUGAAGGACAGCAACAUUGACUAUAUGAUCGAAAAGGCCAAGGCAUUGGAAGAGAUUCAGCUGCUGGGAGCCAACCUGGUAUCAAACGACAAGUGGAUUGAGUUGUUUAUUGCGCGCGGUCAAGAUCUCAAGGCACUCAAGGUUGAGUGGCUGGAUGCAGCCUUUGACGACCAGGCCGUGAAGGCGCUUACUACCUUUUGUCCGAAACUUGAGCGGCUGAAGUUGGAGAGAUGCAAGAAGAUUGGUCCAGAAAGCAUCGACGCAAUUGCUGAACUAAAGCACCUCAAGCACCUCACUCUCCGGUUCUACGAUACCAUUACGCACGAGAAGCUAGUGCACCUGAUCGAUUCUGUUGGCGCGAAUCUGCAGACGCUGUGCCUAGAACACUUUGUUGACAAUACAAGCGAGCCGACUGAUGAUGUGCUGGAUAUCAUCCAUAAGCAGUGCCGGAAUCUCAGCAAGUUCCGUUUCACAGAGAACCACGAGUGCACCGACGCUGAAUACGUGAAGCUCUUCUCCAAGUGGGACAACCCACCGCUGCGCUAUAUUGACGUCAAUUCGACACGCGACAUGGACAACAGCAACCCGGACGGACCUCUAGAAUCGCCUGUCGGGCUUGCAAGCAAGGGUUUCCGUGCACUCAUGUCGCAUUCUGGCUCGCGGUUAGAGUAUCUCGAUGUCUCAUCGUGCCGGCACAUUUCGCAUGCUACUUUUGCAGAAGUGUUUGAUGGAGUACAGCAGUACCCUCAUCUACGCGAGAUCAACGUCUCGUUUUGCCCUGUAGUGGACACGGAAGUUGUGGCAGGGAUCUUCCGGUCGUGCCCUGCACUGGCCAAGGUAGUGACGUUUGGUUGCUUCGAGGUCAAGGACGUGGUUGUACCUCGAGGCAUUGUGCUGAUCGGGGCGCCCAAGGCACAGGACCAGAUUGAGCAGUUUGGUGAUGUGGUGUUUGACUUUGCAAAGGAGCUGGAACAGAACAUGGAUCAGAUGGGGGUCAUGGGUCGGGUUGUGCCUGUCAUUGGAUAGUGAUUUCUAAGAGGU